Phoenix dactylifera (date palm) is the source of this 2136-nucleotide messenger RNA. RefSeq names its product nucleobase-ascorbate transporter 1-like. Gene Ontology annotation, biological process: transmembrane transport. The record is from RefSeq and is a predicted model, not a curated record. Gene Ontology annotation, molecular function: transmembrane transporter activity. NCBI's taxonomy places the organism in Eukaryota, Viridiplantae, Streptophyta, Magnoliopsida, Arecales, Arecaceae. Gene Ontology annotation, cellular component: membrane.
UCCAGAAAAGCGGCGUCUUCCACUGGGGGCUUCACUGAGGGCCUUCUCUCCACCCCUGCUGCACUCUCGCGUGGCCGCUCUCUCUCUCUAUCCCCUCCUUCCUCCCUUUUCUUCACUCUCUUUGGCCAUCCUCUUUUUCUCUUCUGUCACCGUCCAACCCCCUUCCUCUCUCUCGCUGUGUCUCCCGUUUAUUUUGUUGCGGUGGUGGUGGUGGUGGCGGCGGCGGCGGCGGUGGUGGUGCUGGAGUAAUGGCGGACAUUAGCCAUCCACCAAUGGAGCAGCUCCAAGACCUGGAGUACUGCAUAGACUCCAACCCUCCAUGGAUUGAAACUAUUUUGCUGGCUUUUCAAAACUACAUCUUGAUGCUUGGCACUACUGUGAUGAUUCCUUCAAUUCUUGUUCCUCUAAUGGGGGGAAGUGAUGGUGACAAGAUUCGGGUCAUACAAACUUCAUUAUUUGUGUCUGGCAUCAACACCCUUUUGCAAGCGUUGUUUGGAACACGUUUGCCAGCUGUUGUGGGUGGUUCUUUUGCUUAUAUUAUACCAAUCCUUUAUAUAAUACGUGACUCAGCACUGCAACGAAUUCCUGAUCCACAUGAAAGAUUCCUACAAACCAUGCGAGCUAUUCAAGGAGCACUUAUCAUAGCAUCAAGUUUACAAAUAAUAGUUGGCUACAGCCAGUUGUGGGGUAUCUUUUCAAGGUUCUUCAGUCCUCUUUCUAUGGCACCUGUGAUUGGAUUAGUUGGUUUAGGGCUGUUUGAACGAGGUUUUCCUGCGGUAGGAAACUGUGUGGAAAUUGGUAUACCGAUGGUUCUAAUGCUCAUUGGGCUGUCACAGUAUUUGAAGCACUACAGGCCAUUCCGGGAUAUUCCCAUCUUUGAGCGCUUUCCAGUUCUAAUCUGUGUCACAGUCAUUUGGAUAUAUUCUCUUAUUCUCACAGCAGGUGGUGCGUACAAUGGUAGACCCAUCAGAACUCAAGAUAGUUGCCGCACUGACAGAGCAAACCUCAUAUCAUCUGCUCCUUGGUUCAAGUUUCCAUAUCCUUUGCAGUGGGGGGCACCAACAUUUGAUGCUGGUCAUACUGUUGCCAUGAUGGCUGCUGUUUUAGUGUCACUUACCGAGUCAACUGGUGCAUACAUGGCUGCCUCACGCCUAGCUAUUGCCACUCCUCCUCCUGCUUAUAUUUUGAGCCGAGGCAUUGGCUGGCAGGGGAUAGGUGUAUUGCUCGAUGGUUUAUUCGGAACAGGGACAGGCUCUACUGUUUCUGUGGAGAACGUGGGGCUUCUUGGGCUAACUCGAGUUGGCAGUCGCCGAGUUGUUCAGAUAUCUGCUGGAUUCAUGAUAUUUUUCUCCACCUUAGGAAAAUUUGGAGCUGUUUUCGCAUCAAUUCCAUUCCCCAUUUUUGCUGCUCUAUAUUGUGUACUUUUUGGCCUUGUUGCAUCCGUUGGGAUAUCGUUUCUUCAGUUCACCAAUAUGAACUCUAUGAGAAAUCUCAUCAUAACAGGGCUCUCGCUUUUCCUUGGGAUUUCUGUUCCCCAGUAUUUCAAUGACACUCUGGUUUCUUCUGGUCAUGGCCCAGUACAUACGCGUGCAGGAUGGUUUAAUGGGUUCUUAAAUACCAUAUUUUUGUCACCUCCAACUGUGGGGUUGAUCGUCAGUGUAUUUUUGGACAACACAUUGGAUGUUGAGAAGUCCAAAAAGGAUAGAGGCAUGCCAUGGUGGGUAAAAUUCAGAACAUUCAGAGGGGACAACCGGAAUGAGGAGUUCUAUACACUUCCAUUCAAUCUCAACAGGUUCUUUCCACCCACCUAGCAAGAGCUCAGUACUGUUGGAAUCUCCAAGUCCCCUCAUUUUUGUGAUGUAAAGAUGAGCACCAGUAUAUUCUUCUUCAACCAAGGCAGCUCAUGAUCCCGGGUUUUCGGAAAGUCUCAAAGGUGCAAAUGUAUGUUUUGGAUGUGAUCUUGAUUGGCUGGCAUUUGCUGCCCUGUUCAUCUUGCUUAUGCUUCCAGCAUCUCUUGUACUUGUGGUAGAUCUAUGAAUUGUCAAAAGUAUGAGCAAUUAAUCUAUAUGCUUUGUAGGUUUUUGAUGUAAUAAGAGAUAGGAUGAUAACAUGAUUUCAUUUUUAAAGUUCUUUCUU